Messenger RNA from Neoarthrinium moseri, 1344 nucleotides. RefSeq lists its product as uncharacterized. The record is from RefSeq and is a predicted model, not a curated record. Gene Ontology annotation, molecular function: bis(5'-nucleosyl)-tetraphosphatase (asymmetrical) activity. Lineage: Eukaryota; Fungi; Ascomycota; Sordariomycetes; Amphisphaeriales; Apiosporaceae. Bases 1 to 1344 code for a protein of 447 amino acids. Gene Ontology annotation, biological process: AMP biosynthetic process; ATP biosynthetic process. The transcript has a single exon.
AUGGCUCCCCCACCAAACCUCCCAAACCUGAUUCGGCCAUCCAUCAUACCGAAGAAGGCCGCCGGGCCCCUGCCGAAAGACCUCCACACUGUUCCGUCAGUGGACCACGAAGAGCUCGACCUCCGCUGGUCUGUAGAAAGCCUGCGGCUUGAGCUCCGACACAGGGGCCUCUCCGAAGAGGGCAACAAGGUGGACCUAUGGCGUCGCCUUCAGCUUCGCCUGGAUCAAGAAAGAGCUCGAGAAGCAAGGGACGAGGCUGCAAUAGACGCUUUUAUUGCUGCAGCAGAUGCUUCUGCUGCUCCUGCUGCUGCUGCUUUUGCUGCUCCUGCUGCUGCUCCUGCUGCUGCUACUGCUACCGCACCUGCACCUGUUCCAACUAGCGACGACGAUCACCGGGCGCAUGAGCUGGCUGACCGACCAGCACCUCACGCCGACUUGCCUCGCCAGGACUUGAAUCUUGCCGACUCGGUCCUGAUGGCUCAAUUCGUCGCAGCCGCGUCCACUCUCAAGGGCAUGGACAUGAAGACCGACCCGGACGGCGUGGACAAAGCCUUGCAAGACGCCCUGGCGCUCGCUGAUCGUGUAACGGCCAGUCAGAUUGUCCAUAUUGAUGCCCAAAGGGCCCUGGAUGCCGUCAAUGACGUACAUCAGCAGCGGGCCCUGGCUCGUCGGCCUGCCUCAGGCCUGGGACUUCCACAAAGCGAGGUCGAUAGGAUGGUAUCAAGGAUGGUCAAAGAUACCAGGGCCAUUGACGCCAUGAUCAGGCGGUUCUUGCCAGGCUCGACUCCGCCUCGCGUCCCUCAACCUGGCAACGCUCGGUCUGGGAGCCCUCAGCCUAGCAUCCCUCAGUUGCUUCCUCCCGUGGUUCCAGCCGCUUGUUCACGAUGCCACGGAGCCAUGAUACACUUGGGAGACCGAGCCGCAGGCAUGGCUCUGCUUCGGCGUAUAGUCAAAGAUGGCCCUCUUAUGAUUGUCCUCCAGCAGCGCCACGAUAGGACCUGGACGAUUCCCGGUGGCAUUUCCGACGUUGGCGAGGCGACUCUUGGAACCGCGAUGCGAGAGGCGAGGGAGGAGUGCGGGAUCACUGACCACCAGUACCGGAUGUGCCACAACGUAAGCCCGUACAUGGAUGUGCACCCGCUGGCCGACGGCAGAGCCUGGUCUUUCACGACCUACUUCGCGCACGUGAUUGACCCCGAGUUCCAUCCGGCGGUCACUGACGGAGAGAGCGUGGCAAUGGAAUGGAGAGAUGUCGAGGAGGUCGCCGCGCUGCCUCUGCAUCCUGGGAUGGCGCUGAGCUGGCCUGACGUCAAGGCACGUAUCUACGCUUGUAGGAUCCGUUGA